CUGAAGCUAGCACACAGGGUUGGCAUGUAUCAAAAUAAUUAUCUGUCAUAGUAGGCGUGAGUUGAAUACAGCUCGAAGAUCGCUGUCGUUAAGCUUCAGGUGCAUAGGGCUAACGGAGGUUAGAAUUUCAUCAAAAUGGGGCUUUGGAUUUUAAGAGUAAGAGAUGUGACUUGCAUGUCUACUAUUGUAUGCAUGCUCCUUGUAUUUCUGUCGGAUGUGCAAGCUGCUAGUUGGGGCUACCUAGAUAAUGAAAAAGGGCCCAAUAAUUGGACAGCAAUUAAUUCAGAGUGCGGCGGUAUAAAACAGUCUCCAAUUGACAUUGUAACUGCCAGUGCCGUGGCCAAUGACUUGGGCGACUUCACCUUGGUUGGCUUUGGAGCAGACGACAUACCAGUCAAUGCAUCAAUGAGGGUGGUGAACAACGGCCAUGUAGUGGAAGUGGUCAUGACGGGAGAUUAUCUCGUAAGCGGAGCUGGACUGGGGCCAACGGCUUACAAAGUUGCGCAGUUUCACUUCCAUUGGGGCAGUGUGAACUCUCGAGGCUCGGAGCACACCGUAGAUGGGAAGGCCUAUGCAGGGGAGUUGCACAUUGUUUGUUACAAGACAAAAUAUGAGAAUUUCCUCACUGCUUUGAACGAUGCAGAUGGUCUGACGGUCCUGGGAUUCUUCCUAAAUGUUCAUGCAGAGGACAAUCCAGCUCUUGCAUCACUGUUUGAUUCCAUCUCCGUGAUCCAGUUUGAGGAUGACGUAGUUCCCCUCUCAUCACCUAUUGUCUUCAAGAGCUUCCUCCCAAGUGACCUGUCAACGUUCUACCGCUACAGUGGUUCCCUGACCACGCCGCCUUGCUUUGAGAUCGUCACCUGGAAUGUCUUUGCCUCGCCCAUUAUGGUAUCCGAAGCACAGCUGACUGCAUUGCGCAGACAGUAUGCCAACGAACCUGAUGCAUUGGCCAACAUCGCCCUGAAAGACACCUUUCGUCCUGUCCAGUCUCUCAGUGAUCGCACCAUCUACGUAAACACGAAAGCGAGUGCGUCCACCGAAACAAAGAGCCCUGCUUCCUCUGCACCACGCCUGUUUGCAUCCUGCUGGCUCGUCGCCAUGGUUAUUGCUAAGGUUGUGGUUUUAACAAUGAAAUAAUUCGCAAAGCCUGUUUCAGUCUUUUCUGCAUUUAUGCUUUUACACACGACUGAGCUUUAGAUCUCAGCAUGGGACGCAUUGAUUACUUUUACUGCAUUAUUUAGAAUUGUGGGAGUAAUUAUUAUUCAUAAAUACUUAAGACAAUUUAGCCAUUUAUAUUGGUGGAGGGUCUGUCACAUGGCUGUAGGGCUGAGUUAGUUCGAAUAAUUCCUAUUCGAAUAUUCGAUCUUCAAUUUGAUCGAAUGUCGCACCGACCGGCAGAUUGUUGAUGAACAAACUAUUACACAAAAUCAAUUGCAAUAUAACACACACCGAUAUAAUAGCUUCACAUAUCUAGGAGUAUCUCCAGCCACGAGAGAUGAACAAGACUUCUUUCCCUGUUGAAAAUUUCUAUUCCUUU
Acanthaster planci (crown-of-thorns starfish) is the source of this 1537-nucleotide messenger RNA. RefSeq names its product carbonic anhydrase 2-like. Gene Ontology annotation, cellular component: plasma membrane. Gene Ontology annotation, molecular function: carbonate dehydratase activity; zinc ion binding. The record is from RefSeq and is a predicted model, not a curated record. NCBI's taxonomy places the organism in Eukaryota, Metazoa, Echinodermata, Asteroidea, Valvatida, Acanthasteridae.